UAGCUCACUCAUGCGUGUGAAUAUCACAUUUUAUAAGAAGGAUAGUUUGGGGAACUUGUGUUUAUGCUGAAGGUGGCAUUUUGAAGUGAAAUUAUUGAAUAGAAAUUCGUGAUUUAAGCUAGUUAGCGGUUAGCUGCUGCUAAUAGCCACACGCCUCUGAGGGGACAAGAUGCACGUCAGAGAGUUUGAGUUUCCACGCACUUGAUAAGGAUGUUUCCUUGGUCACCGGUGCUCCACAACGAAGCUCAUGGUCGUUCCAUCAAAGGAAGGAGGGGCAAUGAUUCUUGGACCUUGUUGCGACGUGAUGCUGAUGACAGGCUUCCUGUCGGAUCCUCCUGCGUCUUCUCUGCUGGCGGCGCUCCCCACACUGACAGCGACGUCGACCAAGUGAGCCUGCGGCUGUGGCGACAGCACCUGGGCUGUGAGAGUGGGAGAUGGGAUGAAGCCUGGGCAGAUCAUGUAGGCGCCAGGGCCCAGCGCCAGGGGGGAAACGGAUAGUGGGACCGGCGUGAUUGGAGACACAGAAGCGUGGUGAAUGGAUCCUUAUCAGAGGUCACUGAAGGGAUGUUUGCUCUCAUGCCUUCGCUGCAGCUGCUGCUUUUAAACGCAAAUUCUUUAACCACGAUUAAAGAUGAUGCCUUUUACGGCCUACCACACCUGGAGUAUUUGUUCAUUGAAGGCAACAAAAUCGAAACAAUCUCCAAAAAGGCCUUCCGCGGUCUGAGAGACUUAACUCAUCUAUCACUGGCCAAUAACAAGAUGAAGCACCUGCCCAGAGAUCUCUUCUCUGACUUGGACUCCUUGCUGGAACUGGAUCUGCGAGGAAACUCUUUCCAGUGCAGCUGCGAGAACAAGUGGCUGAUGACGUGGCUGAAAAACACAAACGCCACAGUAUCUGAUGUCUUCUGCGCAGGCCCCAGUCACAUGAAGGGCAAGCGGCUCAAUGACCAGCCUCUGGCUCCGGGCGAGUGCAUCUCCACAGAUUUUGUACGCCAUCAGUCUAUUCCAAUUCAGUCCAUGUCAGCAGACAUCUUCUCCUUUAAGGAGGACAUCUACGUGGCCAUGGCUGCCCCAAACUCCAACAGCUGUGUGAUCAUGGAGUGGGACCACGUUGAGUCCAACUUCAGGAAGUUUGACAAUAUCACAGGAAAGUCCGUGGUGGGUUGCAGGUCGGUUCUUGUCGACCAACAUGUCUUGGUCAUCGUGACCCAGCUGUUUGGUGGCUCCCACAUUUACAAAUUUGAUGACCAACAAAACAAGUUCACCAAGUUCCAGUCGAUCGAUGUGUACAACAUCUCCAAGCCCAAUGACAUCGAGGUCUUCCAGAUCGGGAGCGAGUGGUACUUCCUGAUAGUGGAUAGUUCCAAGGCCGGAAUGUCCACGCUCUACAAGUGGACCGACCAACCGGAACGCAAUGAAACCGGGUUCUUUUCCUACCAGUACCUUCACGAGUGGUUCCGGGACACCGAUGCCGAGUUUGUUGAGGUGGACGGGAAGUCCUACCUGAUCCUGGCGAGUCGCUCCCAGUCACCUAUCAUUUACCUGUGGAACAGAAGCACCCAAAAGUUCAUGCUCCACGGUGAGGUCCCGGCGGUCGACGACGUGGUGGCGAUUAAAGCCUUCCAGUUGGAAAACGACUGGUACCUGGCCCUGACCUGCUACAUCGGCGACUCCAGAAUACUCAAGUGGGCAAAUAAACAGUUCACCGAAGUCCAGUCGCUUCCCUCCAGAGGAGCCAUGCUCCUGCAGCCUUUCUCCUUCACAGACCGCCACUACCUGGCCUUGGGCAGUGACUUCUCUUUCACUCAGAUCUACCGCUGGGACACGGAGACCAAGACCUUCCACAAGUUCAAGGACAUAUACGUGCAGUCGCCAAGGUCGUUCACAGUGAUGACGACGGACAAGAAGAAUUACAUCUUCUCCUCCAGCUUCAAGGGCAAGUCACUGGUGUUUGAACACAUUAUUGUUGACAUCAGCUUGUGAGUCCAAGUGAGCUGGCUGACCUACAAACGCAACACAAGCUUUGACGUAUCGCCUGUAAAAAUGCAGAAUAAGAGACUUAGUUAAUAGCUAGCGAUGAGUACGGUGGCCUUGAAGGGCAAAACAAUCCCUCAACAAAAUGAAAAACAACUCGAAAAUUCACUGAAACUUGAUCUGCGCUUCAGUUUGGAAAUUAUUAUUACGCCUUCUAUAACGAAUGACUAGAAGCUUCCACAUUAGUGCCUGAACUACAAGGAAUGUUUGUAUUUUCUUUCAUAUCUAUGCAAGAAGUCACUGUUAAAUCUAGGUCUUGUCUCUUUUUCCUUCUGUCGGCCACCAUUUGUUUCAUAGUUUGAACCUCAAAUGGUUUGAAUUACGCCAUAAAUGACAGGCAGAACGAUGGUGCAGUUCACUUUUGCUUAUCUUAGCUUCACUGAAUGUUGCAAUGAAAUAAAA
This is a messenger RNA of Synchiropus splendidus (mandarinfish), 2436 nucleotides long. RefSeq names its product leucine-rich repeat LGI family member 2-like. The transcript is spliced from 11 exons. The record is from RefSeq and is a predicted model, not a curated record. Gene Ontology annotation, biological process: inhibitory synapse assembly. Lineage: Eukaryota; Metazoa; Chordata; Actinopteri; Syngnathiformes; Callionymidae. Gene Ontology annotation, molecular function: protein binding. Bases 565 to 1983 code for a protein of 472 amino acids.